Molecule: messenger RNA, 2116 nt
Organism: Lucilia cuprina (Australian sheep blowfly)
Lineage: Eukaryota; Metazoa; Arthropoda; Insecta; Diptera; Calliphoridae
Exons: 3
Coding region: 59-1876 (605 amino acids)
Biological process (GO): regulation of DNA-templated transcription
Molecular function (GO): protein binding; DNA-binding transcription factor activity; DNA binding
Source: RefSeq, a predicted model, not a curated record
AUAACAACUUAGUCAGUAUUGAGAAUUUAAAAAUAAAACAUUCAUAAUAAUAAUAAUAAUGGAAAAUAAUGAGUUUUUACAAAAUAAUGCAAAAGUUGAAAUUGAACCGAAACAAAAUUUUCAUUUUCGCUAUGAAAGGGAUAUUAAUCAGGGAAAAACACACGGUAUUUUGAACGGUCAAAACGAAGAUUAUCCAAAACUUAAACUUCUUUUACCGGAAAAUGGUGCUAAAGAUGAGUGGGGUAAUCAACGUGAUUUUUAUGUACUUUGUUCAUUGCAUUGUAAUGACAAUAAUAAACCACUUUCGCCGCAUCUUCUAAUGAUAAAGGGCAAAACAGCUGUUAAUUAUCGAUUUAUAUUUGAAAAAAUGGAAACAUCUGAACACAAUACUGCGGAGCGAUUUUGGAAAUUAAAAGAUUAUGUUAUAGUACGUUUACAAAACAAACAAUAUAAAAAAUCGUUAGAAAAUAAACAAAGUGAAUUUGCAGAAUUGGGUUUACCAUUUGAUUUCAAACGCCUAUUAGGACCGUUGAAGCUAGACGAUCGUAAUGUACAAGAUAGUGGAAAAUUAAAAGACGAUCCUAGUAUACAAGAUAGUGGAAAAUUAAAUGUCUGUCUGGGCUUUACGAUCUUCGAAAAAGACUUUUACAAUAACACCUAUUCUCUAUACAGGGAUCCAAUAUAUACGUGCAACAUUUAUCAUGGUGAUGAUUUGAAAAUCAAAAAAUUAUGCAACAUCAAAGGCAGUAUACGUGGAGGUACUGAAAUAACAAUUUUAAUCAGAUUUGAAUCAAAUUUGCCCCUUAAUGUUUUAAUCAAGAAAAUCAAAAAAAACACCAAUGAAACCGAAUGGUUUCGAGAAGUGCAAAUACAUGAAGAACAAAAAUUUCAAAAAGCAGCCAUUACAUUUAAUUUACCCAGCUACGAUGGACCUCAUUCAGACAAAGAAGUCGAAAUUGAAGUUUAUAUGUGUGUUGUGGUUCGAGAUACCACUUAUAAAAGUGAUAGUGUCAAGUUUUAUUACAUAAAUGAAAACUCAUAUAAACGUCGAAUAGAUGAAGAUCAAUGUAAUGUGGAAUAUAACGGUAAGAAGAAAAAAAGUAGUGAUGUAUCAAAUGAUAGCGCAGAUUUGCCAUCAGCUGUACAUGUUCCAGUGAAAAAUGUAUGCAGUAACAGUGAGAAAAUUAAAUCUCAAAUUGAUUUGAUUUUCAGUAAGGCAGAGGAUGGUAUUUAUUAUAAAAAUAUGGAUUACGUAUUUUACGAUGCUUUAGAAAAUAGAGACACUCUAAUACAUCUCUAUACAAAGGCUAAUGAAACGAAGCAGCAAAAUCUAAUUGUCGAUUUCCGUAAUAGAGAUCAAGAAAAUCUCUUACACUGGGCUUGUAAAAUGGAUUAUAGCAAAAGUAUACGUCCCCUUAUUGGACUGGGAUGUCACAUAAAUCAGCAAAAUAUGUGGGGAAGAACGCCAUUACAUAUUGCUCUAACUGAACGACGUGACGCUUGCAUUUCGGAAAUUCAAUUGAUAUUUAAAAACUAUUUACAAUAUUCGGAGAAUGUAAAGAAGGAUUUGAUAAACAUGUUAAAAACCUACAAUCAUAACGGCUAUACAGUGUUACAUGAAGCUGUACUUAAUCGUUAUUACGAAUUAUUCGAAAUUAUGCUGAUAUUUAUGACGGAACAUAAUUUAAAUAUUUUAGAUUAUGAAGUAUUGGGAAGUGGUGAUUCUAUUGCCCAUUUAGCGGCUAAGAAUAAUACACUUAUGGAUAUAGACUCUAUAAUCAUGAAAUAUAUACCAAAUUAUAUGUCGGUUAAAAAUUAUGCUGGCAUAAUGGUAAAGGAUUUAAAUGAAAUGUUUUCUGAAAAAUUAUCUAUAUAAUUGCAUUAAAUUGGAAUUUCUUAUCUUAACAUUAAAGUUAUUUAAAAAAUCUUACCGUUUCCCAAAUUGUUUCCGCAACAACGCCUUUACUAUCUACAAUGAAAAAGAGCAGAGAAAAAUAUAUGUAAAUAAAAUAGUAACAUACUUUUGGGGAUUAACUUUAAUCAAUAAACAUUAUUGCAUACUUUUUAUAUAUAUAUAUAAUUAAUCUUAAUAAAUAAUAAGUAUUCCAUAUCUAAA